AGCUUGAAUAAUUCAUUUAUAUUUGAUCAGCCCCCUAAUUCUUGGACUAAUAGUUUGGAAGGUUAUGUUCCAUAACUUCCUUCAUUUCUAUAGGUACAUUCAUUUAUAUCAUGAAUGCACGGCGGUUUUCAAUGAGUCACAUCUGCUACUUGGGGAACGUGCACCGAUUUCAAGUGUAUAGGUCCGUGACGACCUCUCAAGGACAGUAAGGGAGGGUAACGAGAUUAGGGUUGUGACUCAUGAAUGGUAGAAAGUUUUUCGAAACGGUGCACUAUGGCCAUCUGUUGCCAGACUGCUGAAAUGUAGGGUCCGUGAUCAGCCGUCACCUUUCUUCUAAGGAAAAUAAUUCAUAACACAGUGGUACCAUCCUUCCCCUUCUCCGUUCUACACAAAUUCUCGGACAACCUUGAGACGACACCCGUCCGACACACCAACCAACAAACGCAACUUUUCUUUCUUGCUCAGCAGUUCGCCGCCCCACGGCUUCGUCGCCAUGGCAGUGCUUACGGAUUUACCAAUUGAAGUUCUACAAGAGAUUGCAAGUAAUCUUUGGAGCCAUAAAGACCUUGCAUCCCUCACCCUCACCAAUCGAAAGCUAUGCUGCGCUACCAACUACGUUCUUUACAAAACUUUCGGAAGUUAUGCCAUCGACUAUGCCUCUGAGCACCUUAGGCUUGACAUGUUGGAUCUCACCGCGCAUUUCGGCCACGGCAUACAUGAUAAUCGAGACUGGGCAAUUCGUCAAGCUUGCCUCUACGGACAUGUAGAAGUGGUUGCUUGGUUAUUAAACCAUGGUGCGCUGGUGGACGCGUCCGUUAUCCAUUGCGAGCAUUGCGACCGUUAUGAUCAUGUAGCGGACCGCGAACUUUCAUCGCUGCAUUCCGUGAUCGAAAGCCGGAAUGAGGACGUCGCCAUCCUUCUACUUUCAUGUGGUGCCGUCCCCCAAUUCAGUCAAUACGGACCCGACGGGCUUCGGCGAGCGAAUCGUCGCUUAGGUUGCUGUGAAUCGGCUAUUCAUCUUGCUGCCGAGUUUGGCAUGCCGCGGGUAGUGGAGUUUCUCGUGCAGAGAAAUAUAUUUUCCGUCGACGAGAGAGAUCAUGCGGGACGAACACCUCUGCAUGUGGCCAUCCUUGCGGGUGCUUCCAACACAUGCGCAAAGUUGAUUGAGCUUGGAGCGGAUCUCGAGGUUGAGGAUGACCAGGACCAUUGUCCGUUAACGUCUGCACUGGUGAACCACCGCUACGUUCAGGCACUUCAAUUGAUCGAUGCCGGCGCGAAGGCCGAACCCGAUAACGUACGCCCCGGAACACGACAUCCCACCACCGCUUGCGCCGUGCAUCCCUAUUACUCCGGUGACCGCCCCUACCUAUUCGAGAUUGAGGAUGAAUAUGAGAAUCCACCAUACACCGAUCUGCAGUGCACGAUCCUUUCUAAGCUCGUGGAGGCCGGUGCAGAUAUCAACAGAAUCUGCAGUGAUGGAAGUACUCCGCUUUGUACUGCAGUUGUGAAAGGAACACCCCAUCAAGUGUCCCAUAUCCUAGACCUGGGUGCGGAUGUGAACGCUCGAGACGGACAAGGAUCCACGCCAAUGAACCUUUUAUGGGUGGAGGGAUGGGAUCAUCACCACGAAGUUUGGUGCUGGGACAAGGCACGUAUGCUGCUGAAAGCUGGUGCAGAGUUGGACAGCCGUCAAGCUUGGGAUCGAAUUAGGCAUCUACAGGUGAACUUCUUUGCAUGUCAUAGUUGGGGAUCCUGCAAACAUCUCAGGAGCAACCAUCCUGAGAGAUGCGACAUUUUUUCGAAAACGCACUUUGAGGAGUUGUUGAGAGAAUUUUGGGACGGGCCGGCACGUCAGACGGCUUGGCAAUUCAUGGAAGACGCGGAUUUAUGGAAUAAACCGGCUUUUUAGGUACCUGGGAUAGGUAUUGAAUGAAAGAAAUUCACAUAUAAGAAAUGGUGGUGUUAUCUUGGUUUGAGUAGUAUAUAUGGUGAACAGUGGUCGUAGUAUGGAAU
This is a messenger RNA of Annulohypoxylon truncatum, 2013 nucleotides long. RefSeq names its product ankyrin repeat-containing domain protein. Lineage: Eukaryota; Fungi; Ascomycota; Sordariomycetes; Xylariales; Hypoxylaceae. The coding region runs from base 494 to 1909 and encodes 471 amino acids. Gene Ontology annotation, molecular function: protein binding. The transcript has a single exon. The record is from RefSeq and is a predicted model, not a curated record.